UAUUUCAGAGCUUUCGAUUCUUCUCUUUUCAGUUCUUGUUAAACGUGCUUCCGACCGCCUUGAAUUUGACGCCGAUAGCCAAUUGCUACGUCCUCGAUAACUCUAGCCGUCUGGUCGAUUUUGUAUCCUUUCAGAAACGAUUGGUUUAGCUUGCUCAAUAAUAAUACUUAAUAGUUAGUACAGCUUCAAGUUUGGGUUUUGAUUCUGUUUCAAGUUGUUUUUCACUUGCGUAUCAAAUCAGACUAGCUGUGGUGACCGAAUCAAGGUACUGUUUUGAAGAUCCAUGGAUGACCUGAUUAAAUCUGUAUAUUUGGUGCUGCAUUAUUCUGACACUAACGGCGUAGGAGGGUUAUUACAUAAAAUACAAAUCAGCAAAGAUGGAAAAGUUAUCACUAAAUCCACAGAAGAUAAGCCUGAACCCCCUGCAAGGAAGUUGUUUGAUGAAACAGAAAUAUCAUGGGUUCCUUUAGUGUUCUGUGAGAGAAUUGCCUCCAAGUUAUACAUACUUGCAGGUGAACGAUACAGAGCAGCAGAAGCUGGGGCAAAAGUAGCAUAUAUUUUUGAUCCAAAGGCAUCUGGAGACUUAGUUAAAUUCAAUCGGCCUUAUAUAUUCGCGACAUUUCCAAAUAUUAUUGCAGCGCAUGGCAGGCUUUAUCAUCUGGCAACUUUGUUAGCCCACAAACCGUGUGUGCCCAUGCCCUUUGAGCUAUAUGAUCCCACCACCAACUCUUGGGAUCCUUUAACUCCUGUACCUAAUUUUGCAUUCAUCCCACAAUCUUCACUAGCUCGCAGGGAGUUGAUUGGUUAUGCUGUUUGGGGCAACUGUAUUUUGCUUUCAUUAUGGUACCCUUCCAUGAAGUUCAAACCAGCACAUUUCGUACCAGUAGUUUUCAAUGCAGAAUUGGAAACAUGGCAUGAAGUCAAAUUCGAUCAAGAACAAUGGAUACAACGUUUUCCUUUCUUUGGGAAGGCUGCUGUUGUAGGGGACACUAUAUAUGCCUUUGGUGAUAAAAAGGGAAAGUUUAUAUCAUUCUCUAUUAAGAAGUCUGGUUCAGAGGAGGGUGGUACUCUUAUUUACUCUCUAACAACACCUUACGAGUUGGAAGGCUUGAAGAUUACUCAAAGUGCAAAAUAUAGGUAUUAUUCUAGCAUAACAGAGUGUUGGGCUCCUUUGGGUGACUUGGAGUUCUGUUUAGUCCAGACUAUGAGCUAUGGGGCUAAUAGGUAUCAACCUCUUUUUAUCACCACGUUCAAAAUCAUCCAUAAAGAAGGGCGGAAGAGCCAUAUUGAGACCAUACAUUCUACCCUCCAGUUUGUGAGCUCUAAAGGUUGUGGUCAAUUCUGGAUUAGAUUUGGCUACUGUCCAGAUUAUGAACCCAAAGAAGCCAUGUUAACUACGACAAAGGGCAUCCAACAAGAGAGAAACAGGAUAAAGGACAGCUCUCAGGAGGUUGACUGUGACAUUCUACUUUUUGAACCAAAAGAAGAGAGUUUGACAAAUGAGAAGGUUGACAUCCAAAACGAGACGAGCACGGUAAAAUGCAGCCCUUGCAAGGUCACUAAGCUAGAUUUUGAACUCGGAGGAGAGAGUGCGACUAAGAUAAAGGGGGAGACAAAUGAGAUAAUAAACAGCCCCGGCAAGGUUGACUCAAACUUACGGGAUUUUGAACCCAAAGAGAGUGUGAUUAACAGGAAAAAGGCGAGAAGCCUUAAGAGAAAGGUUAAACGGUCAGAGAAAAAGAGAACUAAAAGAGACUCCUACAUUGUCUCUCUUGUCAAACAUCAAGUCUCUACAGUUAAAUUGUACGCAAGAGGAAGAGCAUUUGUCCCCAUUACUUGUCUCAUCAUCCUUUUCAGUGGUUUGCUCUAUGGAUUCUUCUCUCUUCCAGAUACUGGUGAUGCGCUAUUCCUUGGGAAAUGGAUAGGAAUAUGAAGCAGACCUGCUAAAGUUUAGUUUGGAGUAGUGCUUGGGAGUUUUUGAUCAGGAAGACUAAUCUAAGCUUAAUUAUUUCAAGAACCUUGAAAUUAUUAAUUUUGCAUUCUUCAGUGUCUUAAUUAUGAAUUAAACUCUACUGUGGAGAGUCUAUAUAUAUUUACAUUAAAAGUCCCAAUUUUAAGCCAUUCUAGCACAUUUAUGUUUUCAACAAAGUUGCAUUACUUCAGUUUCUUAUUGUACCAGUAAUUGUUAAGAGUCUGUUAAGACUAAUAUCAUAUGGAAGACAAGAAUAUGAUCGUCCAGAAUGACUCUUGACCCAUGUCAUCGCACAUAUAUAUUCUCACCUGUUUAGGGGUUGCAUAUAAUAGAAAGUACAUUUAUAAUAGCCUAAUAAUGCUUGCUGUGACAAUUUUUUUUUCUUUUUCUUUUUUUGGUGACAAUUCUAAUGUAUAGAAAACUGAGUCUGGAGGGAGGUUCAGCUACACAUUUAUGAUGCAUGUGUAAAUAAACUAUUACCGGACUAAAAUUUUAUACAUACCAGUGGAUAAUAUUUAACAAUAAAAUUGUUUUAUGGGCUAAUUACUGUUUAGUACCCUAUGGUUUGGGUUGAACAUCAAUUCAGUCCCUCGACUUUCAAUUUUAUCAAAAACACCCCCACACUAUCAUUUUCUCGUCCAAUAGCUC
Molecule: messenger RNA, 2620 nt
Organism: Rosa chinensis
Lineage: Eukaryota; Viridiplantae; Streptophyta; Magnoliopsida; Rosales; Rosaceae
Exons: 10
Coding region: 284-1933 (549 amino acids)
Source: RefSeq, a predicted model, not a curated record